AUGAAAGUGCACCCAGACUUCGACGAAACCACCUUUGUGAACGACAUCGCCCUGCUAAGGGUGGAACGAUCCUUCACGUUCACGACGAGAACACGUCCUAUUUGCAUCUCCCUGGAGCCCGUCGACAUUUUUCACAAGCAUGUGCGGGUGGCUGGCUGGGGUCUUCUCAAGCAAUUUGGACCCUCACAGAAGCUUCUCUACUAUACUAGUUUGCGUGUCCUGUCGGACGAGGUGUGCAUGAAAAAGUUUGCCAGCAACGGCUACAACACGACUCUGCAAUUCUGCGCGCACGAGAACACAACCGAUGCCUGCGAGGGCGACUCGGGAGGACCGGCCAUAGCACGAGCCGACAACCGCCGCUUUCUUCAAGUGGGCAUCGUCUCCUACGGCGCAGGCUGCGCGGACGAGGAAGUACCGGGCGUCUACACCCGACUCGACGCCCUGGUGCCGUGGAUACUCGACAACGUACUGUACGGCACCUGGCUCAUCUUGUAUCCACGCGGUGAAGACUAGUGAAUACUAUCUGGUUCAUUUGUAUCAGACCAUUAUGUAUAACUAUGAAACAGGAUUAAAACAUUCUGCUUGACAUGUC
This is a messenger RNA of Rhipicephalus microplus (southern cattle tick), 592 nucleotides long. RefSeq names its product proclotting enzyme. Gene Ontology annotation, biological process: proteolysis. Gene Ontology annotation, molecular function: serine-type endopeptidase activity. Lineage: Eukaryota; Metazoa; Arthropoda; Arachnida; Ixodida; Ixodidae. The record is from RefSeq and is a predicted model, not a curated record.